Medioppia subpectinata is the source of this 4332-nucleotide messenger RNA. The record is from the annotation of a GenBank genome assembly. Lineage: Eukaryota; Metazoa; Arthropoda; Arachnida; Sarcoptiformes; Oppiidae.
AUGCUUCGUGCAGCCAUAACCAGCAACCAACUCAGCACCAACAGCAACUAUCUGGCUAAAUUUCGGGCCCUUGAUCAAUCUACCAACAAAACCAUGGUCACCUACGUGUACGCUAACCCAAACCGGCACAAAGUGGGACAAAUAUGCGCCAAAACUCGCGUUGUGGACUUUGUGCCCAAACACCCGGAUGACUUACCUCUAUGGGACAACGGCACGGGUGACCUACGAGUGGAAAUACUGAUACGACCGGUACGGCUAUACCGGGACCCGUUCCGGGGCCGACACAAUAUGCUAGCCCUGUGCGAACUGCUCAACACCGAUGGCAAGCCUAUCGACAUAAACCGUCGGCACAGUUGUGUGGAGGCCAUGGAUGCGGCCGCCAAACAGCACCCGUGGUUUGGCGCAGAGCAGGAGUAUAUGCUGUUUGACGGGUACGACCCGAGACGACCGCUGGGAUGGCCGACCAUCGGGCAGCCGGACCUGCCCUGGGCUACGGAUUUGAUCUAUGACUCGGGUGUCGGCGCCAAUACCCAGUACGGCAGGGAUGUGGCCGAAGCUCAUCUGCUGGCCUGUCUGUACGCAGGAGUUAUGAUUGGUGGCCAAAAUGGCGAGAAUCAGCCAGCGCAGUGGGAGUACCAGGUGGGUCCGUGCGAAGGCAUACAACUGGGCGACGAUCUGAUAAUGUCUCGGUAUAUACUGUUACGGGUGGCCGAAGACCUGCACAUUGGGGUAACCUUUGACCCGAGACCUGUGCCGGGAUGGCUGGGAAGCGGAGCGCACAUGAACUUCAGCACAGAGGCCAUGCGCCGGGAGGGAGACUUAGCCGAGAUUAACCGGGCUAUUGAGGCGCUAGGCAAAAAUCACUCAAAACAUAUGGCUAUUUACGACCCGAUGGCCGGCGAGGAUAAUAAGCGUCGACUGACGGGUGAAUAUGGGACAAACAAUGUACAGACUUUUACCUCCGGUGUGGCCGACCGGUCGGCCAGUGUUCGUAUACCCAAACGGGUAGAGAUGGCCGGUAAGGGCUAUCUGGAGGACAGGCGACCGGCGGCUAAUUGCGAUCCCUAUGCCGUUACCGAAGCCCUUGUCCGUACCGUUUGUCUCAAUGACAUGAUGUCAUCGAAAAACAGCGUGUGCAAUAAAAGCAACGUAAUCGGAAAUAGUGUCACAAUUAUAGCUAGCACACCAACCCCGCUAACAUCAAACGGCGCAUUUAUGGCCCGGUAUAUGGCGCUGGAGCAACCGGCCGACAAAAUCCAGGUAACUUACGUGUACAUGCAUCCGGGCAACGACAACCUAGCGCAUUAUUGUGGCAAAACUAAAGUGGUCGACUUUGUGCCCAAACACCCCGACGACCUGCCCAUAUGGGACUCGGGUGUACUCACCUCAUACGAGGACGAGAUACUCCUACGGCCGGUACGGCUAUACAAAGACCCAUUCAGGGGCGGCAACAAUAGGCUGGUCCUAUGCGAUGCACUCGACGGCGAUAUGAAACCCCUUAUCAGUAAUCACCGGCACAGUUGUCUGGAGGCCAUGGAGGCGGCGGCCAAACAGCACCCAUGGUUUGGCAUAGAGCAGGAGUAUAUGCUUAUGGAUGGCAAUGAUAGGAAACGGCCACUGGGCUGGCCCGUCAACGGAUACCCGGAGCCGAUAACUGCCCCGCAUGUAAUGUAUCAUGGUGCGGUCGGCGCUAAUAAUCAGUAUGGCAGGGAUGUUAUGGAGGCCCACUUCAGGGCCUGUCUGUACGCCGGCGUUAAUAUUAGUGGCGAAAAUGCCGAGGGUCAGCCAUCGCAGUGGGAGUACCAGGUGGGUCCGUGCGAAGGCAUACAAAUGGGCGACGAUCUGAUAAUGUCUCGGUAUUUACUAUUACGGGUGGCCGAAGACCUACACAUUGAGGUCACAUUUGACCCAAAGCCUGUGCCCUCAUGGAUGGGCAACGGAGCGCAUUGCAACUUCAGUACUGAGGCCAUGCGCCAGAAAGGAGGCAUAGCCGAGAUUAACCGGGCUAUUGAGGCGCUCAGCAAACGGCAUGACAGACAUGUGGCGGCCUAUGACCCCAGGGGUGGUGCAGAUAAUAAGCGCCGACUAACCGGUCAAAUGUGGUCAAGCGAUAUAAGCAAGUUCUCGUCAGGUGUGGCCAAUCGGGCGGCCAGUGUUCGCAUACCAAAGCGCGUAUCGAUGGCCGGAAAGGGCUAUUUCGAGGACCGGCGCCCGUCAUCUAAUUGCGAUCCCUAUGCCGUUACCGAAGCCCUCGUCCGUACCCAACCGGUCGACAAGAUCCAGGUCACCUACGUGUACAUGCAUCCGGGCAACGACAACCUAGCGCACUAUUGUGGCAAAACCAAAGUGGUCGACUUUGUGCCCAAACACCCCGACGACCUGCCCAUAUGGGACUCGGGCCUACUUACAAACCCCAAUGAAGAGAUACUCAUACGUCCGGUGCGACUAUACAAAGACCCAUUCAGGGGCGGCAAUAAUAGACUGGUCUUAUGUGAGACAUUGGACAGCGAUAUGAAACCCCAAAUGUAUAAUCACCGGCACAGUUGUCUGGAGGCCAUGGAGGCGGCCAGCGGUCAACACCCGUGGUUUGGCUUUGAACAGGAGUAUAUGUUGCUGGAUGGUAAUGACAGGCAAAGGCCACUGGGCUGGCCCGUGAACGGCUACCCGGAACCGAUAUCUGCCCCGCAUGUACUCUAUGCGUAUAGUGUGGGCGCAAACAAUCAAUACGGUAGGGAUGUUAUGGAGGCUCACUUCAGGGCCUGUCUGUACGCCGGCGUUAAUAUCAGUGGCGAGAAUGCCGAGGCUCAGCCAUCCCAAUGGGAGUAUCAGGUGGGUCCGUGCGAAGGCAUACAACUGGGCGACGAUCUGAUAAUGUCUCGGUAUAUACUGUUACGGGUGGCCGAAGACCUGCACAUUGGGGUAACCUUUGACCCGAAACCUGUAGAGGGCUGGCCGGGUAACGGCGGUCACACCAACUUCAGCACUGAGGCCAUGCGCCGGGAGGGAGGGGUAGAGGAGAUUAACCGGGCUAUUGAGGCCCUCAGCAAAAGACAUGACAAACAUAUGGCAGUGUAUGACCCGAUGGCCGGCGAAGAUAAUAAGCGCCGACUGACCGGCAAACAGUGGUCGAGCGAUAUAAACAAGUUUACGGCAGGUGUGGCCAAUCGGGCGGCCAGUGUUCGCAUACCAAAGCGCGUAUCGAUGGCCGGAAAGGGCUAUUUCGAGGACCGGCGCCCCACCAGCAACCAACUCAGCACCAACAGCAACUAUCUGGAUAAAUUUAGGGCCCUUGAUCAAUCUGCCAACAAGACCAUGGUCACCUACGUGUACGCUAACCCGAAUCGACACAACGUGGGACAAAUAUGCGCCAAAACACGCGUGGUGGACUUUGUGCCCAAACACCCGGAUGACUUACCUCUAUGGGACAACGGCACGGGUGACCUGCGAGUGGAAAUACUGAUACGACCGGUACGGCUAUACCGGGACCCUUUCCGGGGCCGACACAAUAUGCUAGCCCUGUGCGAACUGCUCAACACAGAUGGCACGCCUAUCAGCAUAAACCGUCGGCCCAGUUGUGUGGAGGCCAUGGAUGCGGCCGCCAAACAGCACCCGUGGUUUGGCGCAGAGCAGGAGUAUAUGCUGUUUGACGGGUACGACCCGAGACGGCCGCUGGGAUGGCCGACCAUCGGGCAGCCGGACCUGCCCUGGGCUACAGAUAUGAUUUACGACUCGGGUGUCGGCGCCAAUACCCAGUACGGCAGGGAUGUGGCCGAAGCUCAUCUGCUGGCUUGUCUGUACGCUGGAGUUAUGAUUGGUGGCCAUAAUGGAGAGAAUCAGCCGGCACAAUGGGAGUACCAGGUGGGUCCGUGCGAAGGCAUACAACUGGGCGACGAUCUGAUAAUAUCUCGGUAUAUACUGUUACGAGUGGCCGAAGACCUGCACAUUGGGGUAACCUUUGACCCGAGGCCUGUGCCGGGAUGGCUGGGCAGCGGAGCGCACAUGAACUUCAGCACUGAAGCCAUGCGCCGAGAGGGAGGGCUGGCAGAGAUUAACCGGGCUAUUGAGGCGCUGGGCAAAAAUCACGCAAAACAUAUGGCUAUUUACGACCCGAUGGCCGGCGAGGAUAAUAAGCGCCGACUGACCGGUGAAUUUGGGACAAACAAUGUGCAGACCUUCACGUCGGGUGUGGCCGACCGGUCAGCCAGUGUUCGUAUACCCAAACGGGUAGAGAUGACCGGUAAGGGCUAUCUGGAGGACAGGCGACCGGCGGCUAAUUGCGAUCCCUAUGCCGUUACCGAAGCCCUCGUCCGUACCGUUUGUCUCAAUGAGUGA